AUGGCCACCGCACUCGGUCCCAUCCCCGUCACGGAGAUCAAAAGCAUGGCUAGCAUGCAGCGCGCUAGAAUGGGAGGGUACACGGCAGUCCCGCCGGCCGUACCCGCACAACCGACGACCAAGUCGGAUCCAUUCUAUGGCCACGAAACGACCAGUCGGCUUUGUGCCCGUUUCAUAACGCAUCUCUUUGCUUGCCCGGAGUACCCCCCAACGUCGACGCACUCGCAGGCGAAACUGCCGUAUUUCAUCGCGUAUGCCUUGCAUCGUACGAAACUCCAUGCUUCCGUGACGUACGCCGCCCUCGUUCUCUUGCAACGUCUGAAGGCGCGAUUCCCUACUGCUCGUGGCUCUUCUGGCCACCGACUCUUCAUAUCUGCCUUCAUGAUCGCCUCGAAGGUCAUCUGCGACGAUACCUAUUCGAAUAAAUCAUGGAGCAUUGUCGCGCAAGGGAUGUUCACUCUGCGCGAAAUCAACCAGAUGGAACGCGAAAUGUGCAGUUACCUGGACUGGGAGCUCACCGUCGACAACCCUAUCCUCGAGAACUUCGAAAACAUGGUCAAGCGUGACUUUAGGGGGUCUGGUCCUUACCCCACCUACUCACUUCAGCUCGUUUCGAAGCGCGCGAUGAAGGCUGCAGCUUCGACAUCGAACACCCCUGUUCCCCCUCCCCACACCACCACUACGAGUCCUAUUCCGGUGUUCGGUCAACAGCAGCAGCAACAACGGCAAGCGUCCCCGCCGAAGCCCAUCUACACUGCGCCCAUCAAUACGAACGUUACUUAUUCAUCUCCUCCCACCCCCGAUACGCCCUCGUCCAGUUACUCGACGUCAUCGACUCCUGCUUCGGAGGCGUUGCCGACACCACCGAACCGAGAGUCGCAUUUCGUCAAGGUUUACGACGACUCGAUGCCAGCGUUCACCAUUCGCCCGGUUGCAGAGCGACCUCCACCUAUACACCCCCUCAAGGGCAAGAUGUUUGCCUUCGCCCUCCCUUCCGUCUGGUAG
Pleurotus ostreatus (oyster mushroom) is the source of this 1005-nucleotide messenger RNA. RefSeq lists its product as uncharacterized. The coding region runs from base 1 to 1005 and encodes 334 amino acids. The record is from RefSeq and is a predicted model, not a curated record. Gene Ontology annotation, cellular component: cyclin-dependent protein kinase holoenzyme complex; nucleus. Lineage: Eukaryota; Fungi; Basidiomycota; Agaricomycetes; Agaricales; Pleurotaceae. The transcript is spliced from 2 exons. Gene Ontology annotation, biological process: regulation of cyclin-dependent protein serine/threonine kinase activity. Gene Ontology annotation, molecular function: cyclin-dependent protein serine/threonine kinase regulator activity; protein kinase binding.